AUGGGCGGCCGCGGACGGACCCUCGCCUACUCGCCCCCUUCAACUUGCUGCUCGUGCAGGCUGGAAAUCACUCUGAGAUUCCACUUAGCCGCAACUUUUGCCAAAGUUAAUACGAGAAGUGGUUUUGCUAGUGUCUUGUUAGUAUUCCUCUGGUCGCUCUCUCAAUACAAGCGUCUCACCGAGGAAUGCGAUGUCCUCGUGCCUCGAGGCAGAGCGAAGGGAAAGUCCCAGCCCGACCUUCCUAAUGCGAAAUGUUAUCACCGGAGACCGAAAUAUAACUGUUGGCCUUGCCGCCUUGGCGGCGGUUCUUCGCGGCCCUGA
This is a messenger RNA of Coprinopsis cinerea okayama7#130, 321 nucleotides long. RefSeq lists its product as hypothetical. The coding region runs from base 1 to 321 and encodes 106 amino acids. The record is from RefSeq and is a predicted model, not a curated record. The transcript has 3 exons. Lineage: Eukaryota; Fungi; Basidiomycota; Agaricomycetes; Agaricales; Psathyrellaceae.